AGACCUCUUCUUGCCCCGCUUGGAUGAAGACUUCUGCCGGUCUGGAUGUCCUCUUCUGCCCCAUCGGAUGAAGACUUCGGCCCGGCUGGGUGAACACGACUCAAGACCUCUUCUUGCCCCGCUUGGAUGAAGACUUCUGCCGGUCUGGAUGUCCUCUUCUGCCCCAUCGGAUGAAGACUUCGGCCCGGCUGGGUGAACACGACUCAAGAAACCAUGUUAGAACUUAGAAAGGUCAGCUUUUUAAAGAUAUAUCUUCUUGUGACAUAUUCUCUGUAUACUCAAGCUGAAGAUGACACAAUUGUACAAACAAAACAAGGAAAAGUAAGUGGCAUUCACUUACCAGUUUUGUCUGGUUCUGUAACAGCCUACCUAGGAAUUCCCUAUGGAGAACCACCGACAGGAGCCCAGCGGUUCAAAAAGUCAGAGCCUCGAAAACCUUGGCAAGGCACAUAUAACGCAAUAGAAUUUGGCAGAUCAUGUUACCAGAAUAAGCCAGACAUCUACAGUGAAUUUCCUGGCACAGCAAUGUGGUUAGUAAAUAAUGAAAUGAGUGAAGACUGCCUCUUUCUCAAUAUUUGGGUCCCAUCAUCCAAAUCUAAACCUUUCCCAGUAAUGGUAUUUAUACAUGGAGGAGGUUUCUUGUCUGGUACAACAUCAUUAGAUAUUUAUGAUGGACAUAUACUAGCUUAUUAUGAAGAUGUAAUUGUUGUAUCGAUGAAUUACAGAGUUGGGGCACUUGGAUUUUUAGCAUUGCCAGAAAACAAAAAUGCUCCUGGCAAUGCCGGUUUGUUUGAUCAGAGGUUAGCUUUGCAAUGGAUUCAUGAAAAUAUUGAAGUAUUUGGUGGAAAUCCACACAAUGUUACACUGUUUGGACAUAGUGCUGGAGCACUGUCUGUUGGAUACCAUGUGAUAUCUUCUGGAAGUCAUGCUUUUUUUACAAAUGCAAUUAUCCAAAGUGGUUCAGUUUUUGCAGAUUGGGGAUUACAUUCCCACGAUAGGGUAAGAAGAUCCACUCUUAAAUUAGCACAAUACCUUGGGUGCCCUCUUAAAGAUGAUGAUGCAGUAGUGACAUGUUUGCAAAAUAUAGAUGCUAUGGAACUAACUGAAAAGCAACUUUCAGCUAAGAACAGUGACAAUCUACUAAUAUUUGCACCAGUUAUAGAUAUGGACUUCCUAAGUGACAAUCCAAAUAAACUAAUUAGCCAGACAUUAAAAGAAACAAGCCUUUUAUUAGGAGUAACAAAGGAUGAUGGAAACCCAUUUGCAAUAAUGGGGGCUCCCGGAUUUAGCUUAAAAAAUGAGAGUUUGAUUACAUUUACACAGCUUCAGGCAGGAUUGAGGCAUUCCUUUCAUUCAUUUGGGGACCUCACUACAGAGUCCAUACUAUUGCAGUAUACAGACUGGGAGGAUGUAGAUAAUCAAGAAAAAAAUCGGGAGGCUAUGGAACAGGUUCUAACAGACUAUUUCUUUCUUUGCCCUGCAAAGUUGUUCGCAAACAAGUUGUCAGAGCAUAAAAACAGUGUAUACUUCUAUGUAUAUGAUCAUCGUAUAUCUAACGAAGUUUGGCCUGAGUGGAUGGGAACCGUGCAUGGUGCAGAAUUACCUAUAAUUUUUGGAAAACCUUUAAUUGAAAGUCAUAAUUAUACAGAAUCAGAAAAGGUAUUUAGCAAAAGGAUCAUGAAAUUCUGGACCAAUUUUGCACGAUAUGGUGCUCCAACUGCUCAUGAAGAAGUAGGAUUUACUUGGCCACUUUACUCAAAUGAAGAACAAAAAUAUGUUGUUCUGAAGCUGAACAAUACAGAAAUUCACCAGAAACUGAAAAGUCAUCAUUGCCAGUUUUGGAACUCUUACUUUCCAAAACUAGUCAGAAGUCUAGCUCCAUAAUUACAAGUUAUUUGGAUAUUUUGAAGAGCUAAACAGUACUAAAAUUGAAUCAUCACAUGGAUCAAAUAAUUUCAAUGCUUGAAGUUGGAAUAUAUAUAUACAAAGAAGUCUAGGUGCCUGAUGAUCUAACGCUCUCUGUUCUGACAAGAUUAUCUAUUAUUGUUUAUUUAGGUAUGCACAGUUCAAGAUGUGAAUGAGAGAUACAUACCAUACAUAUCUACAGUACAUAGAUUUUGGUCAUCAGUCCUUAGGAGAGAACAUGGCUUAAAAAUGUUAAGCGUAAUAAAGAUGUGAUUGAUUUAU
Bombina bombina (fire-bellied toad) is the source of this 2187-nucleotide messenger RNA. RefSeq names its product cholinesterase. Gene Ontology annotation, molecular function: acetylcholinesterase activity. NCBI's taxonomy places the organism in Eukaryota, Metazoa, Chordata, Amphibia, Anura, Bombinatoridae. The coding region runs from base 214 to 1884 and encodes 556 amino acids. The record is from RefSeq and is a predicted model, not a curated record. The transcript is spliced from 5 exons. Gene Ontology annotation, biological process: acetylcholine catabolic process; choline metabolic process. Gene Ontology annotation, cellular component: plasma membrane.